Molecule: messenger RNA, 2735 nt
Organism: Emericellopsis atlantica
Lineage: Eukaryota; Fungi; Ascomycota; Sordariomycetes; Hypocreales; Bionectriaceae
Exons: 3
Coding region: 401-2401 (666 amino acids)
Biological process (GO): regulation of DNA-templated transcription
Cellular component (GO): nucleus; Rpd3L-Expanded complex; Rpd3L complex
Source: RefSeq, a predicted model, not a curated record
AACAGCACAGGAUGACGCCUGAGGCCCCCAGGUGCCGCCUGCGCAAUCCAGUCUACUCCACACCGGUCGCGCGGCGCUUGAACUGGAAGUACGAUAGCGGAUAAGGCCUCUUUGCUUCAGUGUCGUACCGCAGUGUGGGCGAUACGUCUCUUGUUCCCUUCCAGCUCUUGCCGGUCUACGCGCCCAAAUCCUUCUUCUAGUUUGUUUGGCGUAUGCUUUCUAUUCGGUGCAAGUCUCAUCGCGAGACGCUCUCAGCCAGUAUCAGUUCUCGCAUUCGUGCCUUUCCUCCCGAAACAAGCAACACCUGCCGCGAACGAGCUUCAACCUCGACCACGUCCCAGUUCGACUCGCCUCCGCUCCCCUCGUCCCGCCGACGCAGACAGCCAUCCCGACCAUCGUCAUGAAGUCGGCAAAGCCGCAGGCUUCAGAAGCCUCGUCGAAUCGACGGUCGCAACCCACUCGACAAGCCCGCACGAACCCAGCACGAACCGCCAAUGUUGCCCGCUCGACGGCUGGUAGGGACGAGUCGCUGGGCGAACAGCCUAUCGACAUAUUCCCCGCCAUCACAUACUUUGCCGAUACCAUGACGGCGCUCCCAAAGGAGCUUGUGAGACACUUCGCUUUGCUCAGAGAAGUCGAUGCGAAGAUCUCUGGACCUGAAGAGCAGCUCUUUGGCCUUGUCGGGGACGCGCUCGCCAACACGGCCGCGGAAGACCGCCUCAAAGACGAUCAAAGAGUCUUACACCUGCCAUUGACGGCUCCAACGAGCUUUCAUAAGCAGCCGAGUAACGGCAGGCUCCUCGCUGGGGCUCUGCAGUCAGGAUCGUCAACAAUGGCUGGCGACCCACCGACGCAAGAGGACUUGAUUCUCCGUCGCCGCCACCUGUUUGGCCAGAUAUCAUACAAAAUUCAAGAGAUGCUUGUCUCACUGGAGGAGAAGAAUCAUGUCAUCAACACUGCGAAUGAGGCUUUACAAAGACAGCUAGCGCGUGUUGACGACGUGUGGCCCUAUCUCGAGAACGAGUUCAGCGAUGAGGCCAAAUGGGGAAGUACAACGCAUUGGGCUUACCCAGAGAAUCGCAAUGGCCGAACAGCGCAUCCAGAGCGCACCCGAAGGGAUGGUGCCGCGGCGAUUUCGGCUGCUGCCCAGGUCAUUGCGGAGGAGGCGGCCGCCAGAAGCGAUGCUAGGAAGCAAGCUCUACAAGCGAAGAAAACCCUCAAGGCGCAACAGCAACAACAAGAGUCUGACUUUGACGAAAUUGAAGGCCGACACCAAAAAGGCGAGAACAAGAAGAGUGCGGCCAGCAAGGUGCGCAAGACGGCCGACUCGAACAACGUUGGGUUGGGAAUCUCCGGUGUCACGAAUGGGAAUGCGCCGCCAAAGAAGCGCAAAGCAGAAAACACAGCGAACAGCCUAUCCCAGAGCAAUGGAACGCCGAACUCUUCAUCUGGACCGGCAGCCCCCAAGGGCAAAGUCGCUGCUGCUGCCGCUGAUGCGACCGGUCCGCAGCCCAAGAAGAGAAAAGCCCUCCCGUCUGCGAGUGGUCAAGCAAAGAAGAAUGGAAUGUCGCCCUCCGUCGCCUCCUCCCCCGUCCUUGGUUCCCUCCCGGAACCCAGGGGCUUGAACCGCGCGUCCCCCGCGCCCAACACGAACCCUCGACCAUCUACUUCCCGUGCACGUGGAAACUCGAUAGCAUCCCUUGCCGACGUGGCUAAGAACCGCCCGGCGUCUGUCGCGUCUGUACGGGCGAACGGCAACGGCCAAAGCAAUAUCGAGGCCGGCCAGACUACAUCAGUUGCUCGUGCCCCGAGCGUACCACGGUCGGUCAAAGAGUCAAGCGUGCCGUCGAGUAAAGAGCAGAAGAAGGAGCCAGAACGACCCGAGACCGAGAUACCGACAGCUCCUCAACCCCCUCCCGAGAGAAGGGAAACCAAAGCUGCUGCGGCGCACGAACGCCGCAAAAGUGAGUCGGUACCGCCAGUACAGACACCAGCGACGGUCACGACCAAGAGUGGACGUGCUAGCAAACCGUCGACACCAGCCUUGCCGACUUUCCAGGAAGCCGCGCAGUCGCGGUCGAGGUCUUCGAGGACAGCUGACAAUGGCGGAGCGAAGAAGAGCCACAAGAAGGGGGCAGCAUCAACUACGCAGGCACUCGCCCCACCGCCAGUCGAGGAGGGUUUGUCCAGUGGCGAAGGUGACAUUGAGGAUGAACCGCUGUACUGCUAUUGCAACGGUAUCAGCUACGGCGAAAUGGUCGGCUGCGACUCGGAUGACUGCGAGCGCGAGUGGUUCCAUUUGAGCUGCGUGGGACUGAAGGUUGCACCAGCUGGCCAAUGGUACUGUGCCGAUUGCAAAGAACGCUUAGGCCUCGGCGGGAAGAAAGUAGGCAGUCGAUGAUGCUGCGAGGGACCGAACGACAUUACUGUGCGUGUACUCUCCAUAUGAAGGGGGGCAUGGUGGUAACAGGAGCGAUUGGCAUAAUGGUACCUUAUGUUUCUUUAUAGGCGUUUCCACGCCACAAGGGCCCAAGAAGCCUCGAGCGGGCGGCGUUGUGUGAAUUGGGGUCAUGGGAAUGGCAGGCCGCAAGCCAAGGGGCAGUUGUGUGCAUUGAAAGAGCAUAUAGGCGGUCUCGGGAUUGGUCUUUCAACAUCGGGUAUAUUACUACAAAUAUUACUUUUGCGUGUCACUUGAAUGGUUUGCUACAAGUGUUACAGCUGGCGCUCUCGAGGCU